AGUUCUGCUCGUAGGAUUUGGCGAGUUUGUCAGCAACUAAGAGCCCAGUGUGUGAAUUUACGACUGAAAAUGACUCACUUUUUUUCACCCUUCAUGCUUUUGGGAGGCCUGUAUAUCCUUGCAAAGGUUCAAGCUCAUAUAGAUAUAUAUAUUAUAGCCUGCAAGACCAAUGACACUGAUCCUGAGGAUAUGAAAGAGCUGGAUGGAGAUGAGAUGCUUUAUGUUGAUUUUAAAAAGAAUGAGGUGGUGAAUACAAUACCGGAGUUUGGUGGCCAGUGGACUGCUGAAGGCUGGGUUCAGCAUGCACAGGCAGAACAUCAGGUUUGCUUAAACGACUUGAAUGUGGUUGUUCAAGCUGAAAGCAGCCCUCCUGAGGAGAUAGAUGCACCCCAGCUCACAAUAUAUACCAGGAAUGAAGUUGAACUCGGUAGAAGCAACAUUCUGAUCUGCUCUGUGAAUAACUUCUACCCACCACCUGUCAAAGUGAAAUGGACUAAAAACAAUGUGGAGGUGAAGGAGGGAGUGACCCUGAGUCGCUACUACCCCAACAGUGACUUCACCUUCAGACAGUACUCCACCCUCCAAUUCACCCCCCAGAAAGGGGAUGACUACUCCUGCACUGUGUAUCACAAGGGGCUGACUGAGCCUGAGACCAGGUUCUGGGAUCCAGAAUUUCAGGAUGAGUCCAACAUCGGAAAAACAGCAUUUUGCGGAAUCGGACUGACUCUGGGGCUGCUAGGAGUGGGAGCCGGAACCUUCUUCCUUGUCAAGGGAAACAAUUGCAGCUAAGAAAGACAUUCAGGGUCAAGCAGUAACAUCUCUGAUUGGUCCAGUUAACAUGCUGAACUGUGUAAUUCAUUCUGACAUAACAUCCAAUCAGAUAAAAGGGUGCUUCAGUGACUAGACUGUGUAAUAGACUGAUGACAAACGUAAUAUCGAUAUAUGAUGUAUGUAACUGGUUAAUAUGUACACAGCUGGGAUCAUAUGAACAUUAUUAAUAUUACUGAUUAUAAAAUUAACAUUUUACCUAUUACAUCAAUUAUCAAAAAUGAUUUUUUUGUAUAUUAUACCCAGUCCAAAUUUGCCUGAUAUUUUUGUCAUAAAUUUUCACAAAGAAAAUAAAAUAGAAAUAAUUUUAUGUUAUUUUAUUCCUUUCCCUUAUUUUUGGCAUCUUGAAUGCUUUGUUUCGUAUUAUGUAUAUUGGAUAACCAUAAAGGAUAAUUUUGAUGUUUUGAUCUUAAUGAUGCAUAUUUUAAUCCAUUUUUUAAAAGAAUGUCCACAAUUUUGUAUACAUUUGUUCAGAGAAGUUUAUUUUGAAAGUGAGUGUUUCUUUGAAUUAUAUCAGGAUAAACUUAAGAUUAACAUUCCAUACCUUUAAUCAUAUGAUCUUGUAUGUUUCUAACAAAAUCUUUUCUGCUUUUGAAAUUAUAUUGUGACAUUAAAUUAAGAAAAACUCAUUGUGUGUUGAAAUGACAGAAGAUUAGGAUUGUGGUUUCUUUAAACACUUUUUUUAAUUAAAUGUUGAAAUUGCACAUCAACAAAUAUGUAACCAAGGAAGAGCACAAAUACAAUGCUUCAGCCCAUUCAAAGGACCCCUGUAUCCUAAUGUUGCUGUUCAAUCUUAAAACUGUAUUUUAAAUUAA
This is a messenger RNA of Paramormyrops kingsleyae, 1643 nucleotides long. Lineage: Eukaryota; Metazoa; Chordata; Actinopteri; Osteoglossiformes; Mormyridae. The record is from RefSeq and is a predicted model, not a curated record.